AUGCUCUCAUAUAGUGAAAAGUCAAAGGUAUCGAAUCCUCUAACGUUGUCACUUAUCAAAAAAUGUCGCGUCCUCUCUAUAAAUUUCCCUCGUCGUCUAUUACUAUUUUCCGGCCACAUUUUGUUCACGGGGGGGCAGCCGUCUCUCUGUCUCUCUCUCUCCGGUGCGGCCGUUUUCGCGUCCCGGCUCCGAUCGAGAGGGAAAGCCGCUCCGCUCGCUCCCAUGGCGCCCGCCGCCGCGCCGGCGCCAUCCUCGCCGUCGUCCCUGUCGCCGCCUCCGGUUCCGAUGGAGCUCCACGCGCGGAACCGCGGCAAGCUCCUGGAGUCGCUCCGCCGGAGCCUCGGCGACUCCGGCCGUCCUCUCCACGGCUUCGUCUUCCUUCAGGGAGGGGAGGAGCAAACGCGCCACGACACCGAUCACACCGAGCUGUUCAGGCAGGAGAGUUAUUUUGCUUAUUUAUUUGGAGUAACAGAGCCUGGAUUUUUUGGAGCCAUUGAUAUUAUGAGUGGAAACUCUCUGCUUUUUGCUCCUAGGCUACCCUCAGAGUAUGCUGUAUGGCUGGGAGAAAUAAAGCCUUUGUCAUUCUUCGAGGAAAAAUACAUGGUCAACGAGGUGUUUUAUACUGAUGAUAUUGUAAAAGUUCUCCAUGAGCAGUUCCAAGGACAGGGAAAACCUUUAUUGUUUCUCUUGCAUGGGCUUAACACUGAUAGUAACAAUUAUGCAAAACCAGCUGAGUUCGAGGGAGUGGAAAACUUCGCGACGGACUUGACUACGCUACAUCCUAUAUUGACUGAAUGUCGUGUUACAAAGUCUGAUUUGGAGCUUGCUGUAAUUCAGUUUGCCAAUGAUAUAAGCUCCGAAGCUCAUGUUGAGGUAAUGAGGAAGAUUAGGGUUGGCAUGAAAGAGUACCAAUUAGAAAGCAUGUUUCUUCAUCACACAUAUAUGUAUGGUGGGUGCCGCCACUGCUCAUACACGUGUAUUUGUGCCACUGGUGGAAAUAGUGCUGUUCUCCACUAUGGGCAUGCAGCUGCUCCAAAUGACCGGACUUUGGAGGAUGGGGAUAUGGCAUUGUUUGAUAUGGGAGCUGAAUAUCAAUUUUAUGGAUCUGAUAUUACCUGUUCAUUCCCAGUAAAUGGCAAGUUUACAAGUGAUCAGAGUCUAAUAUACAAUGCAGUGCUUCAAGCACAUGAUGUGGUGAUUGCUGCUAUGAAACCUGGAGUUAGCUGGGUAGAUAUGCACAAAUUGGCAGAGAGGACUAUUCUCCAGUCAUUGAGGGAAGGAAGCAUCAUAUCUGGUGAUCUGGAUCAUAUGAUGGUUGAGCGUUUGGGAGCAGUUUUUAUGCCCCAUGGGCUGGGACAUCUGCUGGGUAUUGAUACUCAUGAUCCCGGCGGCUACCUGCAGGGAUUGGAGAGACCAAAAGAACCUGGAUUGAGUUCAUUGCGAACAGUCAGAGAACUCCAGGAAGGAAUGGUGAUAACGGUGGAGCCUGGAUGCUACUUUAUUGAUGCUUUAUUGGAUCCGGCAAUCGAAAGCUCAAACAAAUCAAAGUUCUUCAAUCAUGAUGUAAUUGGAAGAUUCAGAACGUUUGGUGGAGUGAGAAUUGAAAGCGAUGUGCUUGUUACCGCAACUGGUUGCAAGAACAUGACUAACGUCCCUCGCCAAACAUGGGAGAUUGAAGCCGUGAUGUCAGGAGCACCAUGGCCUCCUAGCAAAUCCUCCAUUCACCUCGAAAACGGCGAGAACACUUUCAAAAGCUAGUCCGCUCUGUGCUCGAAGCAUGGCUUUGCGCCCUUCGAGUUCAAGGGAAUAAAGGGCAGUGAUAUGUGCCGAGCUACGAUGGUCCUGCAGAUGAAUUGGAUGACAUACUGCUUGUUUAGCGCAGCGACCUUUAUGCACGCUUGCGCCUCGUUGUUAAGACAGGAUUUGUUUCUCUUGUAGACGUAAAUGACUGCUCCGGUCGGAUGUUGCGUUUCUUUGUCCCGACUAAAGUCUGCAGAGCUUGCAAUAGCCAGUACAGUGAUAAUGUCUCUUUGCUUU
Molecule: messenger RNA, 2037 nt
Organism: Syzygium oleosum
Lineage: Eukaryota; Viridiplantae; Streptophyta; Magnoliopsida; Myrtales; Myrtaceae
Exons: 16
Coding region: 1-1758 (585 amino acids)
Molecular function (GO): metalloaminopeptidase activity; manganese ion binding
Source: RefSeq, a predicted model, not a curated record